This is a messenger RNA of Schizosaccharomyces osmophilus, 2304 nucleotides long. It is a transcript of the gene nto1, whose product is annotated as histone acetyltransferase complex PHD finger subunit Nto1. Gene Ontology annotation, biological process: regulation of transcription by RNA polymerase II. The record is from RefSeq and is a predicted model, not a curated record. The transcript has 2 exons. NCBI's taxonomy places the organism in Eukaryota, Fungi, Ascomycota, Schizosaccharomycetes, Schizosaccharomycetales, Schizosaccharomycetaceae. Bases 1 to 2304 code for a protein of 767 amino acids.
AUGCAGGCGAUAUCAAAUACACUAGAUGGUCCAAGUUUUUCAAGACCGGAGGAUCUUGCUUUUCAACCACGAGAGGAAAUUCCAUAUCGAGUGUUUUAUCCUGAUUUACGUACUGAUGAGCCGUUAGAAGUCGUCGAAGAUAGAUAUUCAGAGUUUGAUUCCUCUCUUUUUUCUUACCAGCCGCCUUCUUCGUACGUGGUAAAGACACUUCCGGAAGCAAAAGUCGAAAACAUCAAAGUAGUUGAUUAUCAUACUGACUCAUUGCCUCCUAAGAUUAAGGAAUGUGGUUACAAUACUACUACAAAAUUAGAUUUGCCAGAAAACCGUUUUGAGAGAUUCGUAGCUAAAGAUCCUUAUAAUGAUAGACAUUUUCCCGUUUCUUAUGAUCUGGAUGAGCUAGAUGCGAUGUGGCUGAUUUACUAUAAUGAAGCGCGAGCCUGCUCAGAUCCUACUUGGAUACCUUUGUCCCGUGAAUUUCUUGAAAUUACUCUUACAAUUAUUGCUAGGCAUUGGCUUUUAUUAGAUGCAUGGAUUCCGAAAACUGAGCCUGUUCGUAUAGAAGAUGAGCUCGAUGGUCGUUGUGUUAUUUGCAACGAGUCAGAUUGUGAAACAAGUAAUGUUAUCAUAUUUUGUGAUAACUGUAACAUGGCCGUUCACCAAAAUUGUUAUGGUAUUCCCUUUGUGCCUGAGGGUCAGUGGUUUUGCAAGCGGUGUUUGCUUGCUGCCAGCGAUGUCAUUUCGUGUGUUUGUUGUCCCGAUCGUGAUGGUGCAUUCCGCACAACCAUUGACGGUCGUUGGUGUCAUACCGUUUGUGGAAUGGCAGUCCCCGAAAUUUCUUUUCAUGAUUCUAGUCGCUUGGAUUUGGUUCGCGAUUUUCAUGCUAUUCCCAAGUCUCGCUGGAAGCUGGUCUGCUGUGUUUGUAAACUGCGCUGGGGUGCUUGUGUGCAAUGCUCUGAGAAAAGUUGCUAUACCGCAUUUCACAUCACUUGUGCCAGACGUGCUGGAUUUUAUUACAAACUUCAUGCUCCUUACGGUAAUUAUAGCCAAGCAGAAGUAGAAUGCUUCUGUGAUAGACACACGCCUCCUUCCCAUCUCGAUGGUGCCCUUCAUCGGCUUUAUCCGCUUGCUGUUCAGUAUUACAGAAGAAUGGCUUAUGAUGUCCCUUUAAACUAUGUUGCUUGUCGAGCUCCUUCUAUUGUUCCAGAAGAACCUUGGAACUUUCGACCAUUACCUCGUUACAUAGUAGAAAAAGUAACGUCGACCCUCAAUGAUAUGCAUUUGAAUGAUAGUAUUAAUGACUUGGCUAUUAUCAUUAUUGACAUUUGCAGGUACUAUCAAAUGAAGCGUAAGUAUCGACGAGAUGCGCCUUUGUUACGGUCUCAGAGACUUGCGGAUGAACUAGCAAACCUUCCAGUUAAUGCGGUCAAACAGCGUGCGCAUUUCCUAGGCAUUGCAAAGCGGCUUCGCGAACAAUACGAAGAACUUAUGUCUAUAAUAGAAUUGACCGCUCGUCGACAACGAGUAAAAAGUGAACUAUCUGAACUAAGGAAGCGAUUUUUGACUGUUAUAUAUUUUCCUUUACAAAAACUCAUUGAAGAUACCUUUGAAAGAAUUCGCCAGUUGGAUACGGAAGGACUCUUUGCUUCUCCCUUGGAACACGGGUGGAUUGGAUGGAUUUCGUUAAAACAGCUGAUUAUAAGUUAUGAUGUUGAUGAUUUGUAUUCUUUGGAAAAGUACCUAUCACAAAUUUGGAAUAUAGAUGGACUUAUCCAAAGCAUAGAUGACAUGGAGCACCUUACAGCCGUUGUGCAAUUGGCUCAGCAGUUUGAGCCAAAAGCCAAGGAUAUACUCCAAGAUGCUCGAAAUAGUUCUGAAGCUUUAAAGAAAGAUAACCUUGGGAACUUGUCUUUCUUGUCACUAAAAUUGGACGGACUGGAAUGUGUUGGUUGGCCUGAUUGCUUCGUUGAUACUGUGGAACAAGCAAAAUUGGAAACUCCUUCAGAAGAAACUUUCGACAGCCUAGAGAGCUUUGUUAUGAAUCUCAGUUUAGAGGGUAAAUGCGGUCGAUUUGAAUUGUCUGACUUCGAGUCGAGUAUCCAAAAUGGAAAAAAAGAUGACGGUAUAAUCAUUCCUGAGACUGCUGCAACGAGAGGAGUGUUACAGGAAAUUGUCACUAAGAACCAUAAUUCAGACACCGAAAGGGAAGGAUUGAAUACUAAGAAUGUGGAUGGCGCUGAAAUGCUUCCAAAUGCUGAAAGACGAACGCGUUCGAUGACCAAAGAUAAUGAAGCAAAUGAAACAUAG